AUGCAGACUCGUGGAAUUACGGAGCCGAAUAUGGUCGUUGGGCCCGCAUUUGCUUAUGGUGGAUUCAUCCAACUUCUUUCUGGAAUGUGGGAGAUGGCGGUCGGGAAUACCUUCGGUGCGACUGCCCUGACUUCAUAUGGAGGAUUUUGGAUCUCGCUGGCUAUCUCAUUCACGCCUGGUGGAUUUGGUAUCCAGAAAAGUUUGAUCGAAGCUGACAAUGGGAGUCUGGGAAUGUUCUAUGACUCCUUGGGACUGUUCUUGAUGGGAUGGUUCAUCUUCACUUUCCUAAUGCUGCUCUGUACUGUCAAAUCCACCGUUUUGUUCUUUUCGCUCUUUUCUUUGGUCGACGUGACUUUUCUUCUUCUCGGAGUUGGAUAUCUGAGCCGCAAUGAGCAGGAAGAGCCGAAUGCAAAGGUCAUCAAGGCUGGCGGGCUGUUUGCACUUCUUGCAGCCUUUUUGGCUUGGUGGGUGGCUCUUGCUGGUAUUGCCGAUAGCAGUAACAGCUUCUUCCUUGUUCCUGUUUGGCAUUUUCCAUGGUCGCCCAAGGGGAAGGAGAUUCGGAAUAUGGAGUAG
This is a messenger RNA of Penicillium odoratum, 573 nucleotides long. RefSeq names its product acetate uptake transporter family protein. The record is from RefSeq and is a predicted model, not a curated record. The transcript is spliced from 3 exons. Bases 1 to 573 code for a protein of 190 amino acids. Gene Ontology annotation, cellular component: plasma membrane. NCBI's taxonomy places the organism in Eukaryota, Fungi, Ascomycota, Eurotiomycetes, Eurotiales, Aspergillaceae. Gene Ontology annotation, molecular function: acetate transmembrane transporter activity.